Molecule: messenger RNA, 1457 nt
Organism: Daldinia decipiens
Lineage: Eukaryota; Fungi; Ascomycota; Sordariomycetes; Xylariales; Hypoxylaceae
Exons: 2
Coding region: 289-1206 (305 amino acids)
Biological process (GO): regulation of store-operated calcium entry
Cellular component (GO): endoplasmic reticulum membrane
Source: RefSeq, a predicted model, not a curated record
CAUAUGCUUAGUACUUUAGGCAAAUGGAUACAUGUGUCCUUUCGAGCUACUCGACGAAAACACGUCUAGGAACAGGAAGACAAAGCCCUUGUGUCUCUAAGAAGAGGGAAAAAGACAGAGAUCAAAGAUCAAUAAUCAACCACUUUAGGAUUCUUCCAGUUUCGCGGUGAAACAUACAGCUUCUAUUACUUUAUAUCGUUGAUCGAAAUACCCAUGGUCUGAGUUCGAACGGGUAUAAUUCCACCCCAUGCAACCUCAUUGCCGAAUCGUUAUCUCCAGCUAGCCGCAAUGCAUCUCACCCCAUCCCUACCCCCAUCCCUCCUCCUCCUCCUCUGGACCUCUCUAUCCCUCCACCCCCCCGCCGCCGCCGCCGCAGCCAAGCCUCAAAACGCCAUCCUCCUCUCAGACGUACAAUCCCUAACCCUCCGCGGCGGCGGCGCCCAGACCAAACACAGGCGCGUGUCCGCCGUCCCGCAGCUGCGCUGCGUCUCGCCCCCCGCCAUAUGCCGUCUCCACGAGAUCGACGUGAUGCGCUGCGCGAACCAGGGCUCGGGCUACGACGCCCAAGACAUCCAAUGGUCGUGCACGGCCUCGCUGCCCCCCGAGCUCAAGCUCGGCAGCACCGACGUCCUCUGCGAGGGCUACUCGUCUCCCGACGACCCGUACGUGCUGAAGGGCAGCUGCGGCGUCGAGUACCGCUUACUCCUGACCGACACCGGCGAGGCCAAGUUCCCGGAUAUCGCCAAGACGGGGGGGGCCGAGAAGAAGACAAUGUCGGAGAAGAUCGCUGCCGCCCUGUUUGGCGUCGUGUUUGCCCUCGUCUGUAUGAUUAUGAUUUAUUCCGCCUGCGUGAACGCUCGGAACGCUCCUAAUGCGCCGCGGAGACCGAGGGAUAACCGCUGGGGAGGCGGCGGCGGCGGCGGAUUUGAUCCCGGCUUCGGACCCGGCGGAGGUGGUGACGACUGGAAUGACCCGCCGCCGCCUUAUCCGGGGCCCAAGUAUUCAUCUACGACAGGGAACCAAGGUUGGCGGCCUGGAUUCUGGACUGGGGCUGCAACUGGGGCUGCAGCAGGAUAUGCGGCUGGCAAUCGACGGUCCGGACAGAGUUCUAGUUACGAGUCAAGGGCAGGUCCGUCUAGCUCAUCACAGUCGACAUCCUCUGCUAGAUAUGAAGGUACAGGAUUUGGUUCAACAAGCCGAAGAUAGUAGACGAAGGACACGACUAGUCACGAGAUCAUUUAUCAAAUAUGGGCUUUCCUCAUUAUCAAGUAACUUGUUAAGUCUUCUAUUUGUUUGCACUCGCUAUCCAGUGCUGUAGCUCGUUGCGAAACGUGAGUGGUGAAGCUAUUUCACUCGAUGAGCCACCAACCCCUUGUGCAGACGCAAACUAAAGCCUCAUCUUUCACUGGCAAAACAGGUUGGGUUCGAAUCCUCGAAACACCUAAUAAACUUCUGCA